ACCACAGCAGGGGGUGGCCUUUUGGAUUUUCUCUGUGAACUUACCUGUUAAGUAAACAGGCUUCCCUCACCAGGGAAACCGCUCCCCGGGGCCCUCGCCAAAGAGAAGGGACUUCUCGGGCUCUCCGCUGUCGUGUCACUUCCCUCUUCCAGGCACAUCGUGCUGCUGCCCGGGGCCGGGCGGCUCCUGCCACGCAGGGUCCCCAGCGCAGAGCCUUCUCGAGAAUGCGAUGGAGCCCGGGGCCAGCUCCCCCGAGAAGCAGGACAAGGAGAGUUUAGUGGGCAUCAGCCACAAGCGACUGGGCGUGUGCGCCUGGCUCCUGGUUUUCCUCUCCUUCCUGCUGAUGAUUAUCACCUUCCCCAUCUCCAUCUGGAUGUGCCUGAAGAUCAUCAAGGAGUACGAGCGGGCCGUCGUCUUCCGGCUGGGACGCAUCCAAGCGGACAAAGCCAAAGGGCCAGGUUUGAUCUUGGUCCUGCCCUGCGUGGACGUGUUCGUCAAAGUUGAUCUCCGAACCAUUACCUGCAACAUCCCCCCGCAAGAGAUCCUCACCAGGGACUCGGUGACAACCAAGGUGGACGGCGUUGUCUACUACAGGAUCUACAGCGCCGUCUCGGCUGUGGCCAACGUCAACGACGUCCACCAGGCGACGUUCCUGCUGGCGCAGACCACGCUGAGAAACGUCCUGGGGACGCAGACCCUGUCCCAGAUCUUAGCUGGCCGGGAAGAGAUUGCCCACAGCAUCCAGACUUUGCUGGAUGACGCCACGGAGAUGUGGGGGAUCCACGUGGCGCGUGUGGAGAUCAAGGAUGUCCGCAUCCCCGUGCAGCUGCAGCGGUCCAUGGCGGCGGAGGCCGAGGCCACCCGUGAGGCCAGGGCCAAGGUGCUCGCCGCCGAGGGAGAGAUGAACGCCUCCAAGUCGCUGAAGUCGGCCUCCCUGGUGCUGGCCGAGUCCCCGCUGGCCCUGCAGCUGCGCUACCUGCAGACGCUGACCACGGUGGCCGCGGAGAAGAAUUCCACCAUCGUGUUUCCUCUGCCCAUGAACCUCCUGGAGGGCAUCGGCGGCAUCGGCUGGGAGGCCCCCAAGCCGGCCCCGAACCGGGCGUGAGCCGCUGCACGGGGCGCCCCGGCGUUCUCAGGGAGCCGGUGUCUCGGGCUGCGGUGCCCAGAGCGAAAACGAGGGCUGGGGCCUUUCGUUCUUCAGAACUCAACUCCUUUGCAGUGCUCGUACAGUGACUAGUUAAUAGUUGUCUGAGUUUUGGCAGAAACUUUCUUACAGUAGGGAAGGACAUUUUUGGGUGACGGGGGCUAAAAUUUCAGAAUAACUUUUUAAUUGUUCUAAGAAUCACUCCAAAUAGUUUGUAAAGGAACAUAGGUCUCAUAUUUCUAUUAGACAUCUGCUCUAUCAGUCCAAGUUAAUUAUUUGCUAAGUCUCUUAUGAUCACCAAAAAACACCAUAAUGAUUUAAAUUGUGAUUAAUUUUGCUGUUGAAGAUGAAACUGGGAUGGAGGCUUCUGGUGGCAAAGUUGCUGAUGUCCAGCCCUGGCCGUCUUCUUUCCUGCAGGGAGUGCGGCCAGUUCACAGCCUCGGGGGGACAGCGGGCAGUGGGGGGACAGCAGGUGGCGAGGGGACAGCGGGAGAGCUCCGGGCCGUUACAGGAGAGUGUGCUCGUGAAAGUUCUCGUUGGAUCCACCGGGGAACAUCCUCUGUGGAUUUCAUGUUUUCACUCUACUGUUCCCCAGAGUCACACAUGACCAAGAAUGUUUGUAAACUCAACCAAAAAAAAAAAAAAAUUAAAAAUAAAGAAGCCAUAGAA
This is a messenger RNA of Choloepus didactylus (southern two-toed sloth), 1813 nucleotides long. RefSeq names its product stomatin like 3 (gene STOML3). The record is from RefSeq and is a predicted model, not a curated record. Bases 230 to 1105 code for a protein of 291 amino acids. NCBI's taxonomy places the organism in Eukaryota, Metazoa, Chordata, Mammalia, Pilosa, Megalonychidae. The transcript has 7 exons. Gene Ontology annotation, cellular component: plasma membrane.